Geodia barretti is the source of this 990-nucleotide messenger RNA. The record is from the annotation of a GenBank genome assembly. Lineage: Eukaryota; Metazoa; Porifera; Demospongiae; Tetractinellida; Geodiidae.
AUGAAAAUGGGUAACUACUCCAUCUUCGUGGGCACCGUUGGGCAGGGGCUCAACAUCAGCUCCGACAGCGGCGACACCUGGACCAAGAUCCGCAACCCAAUGCCCAGCGAGUCCAACAUCCGCGCCCUCCGAACGUACCCCGACAACCCCCACCGCGUCCUCGCCGGCUCCGAUGGCCUCGGCCUCUUCCGAACCGAGGACAACGGACUCACCUGGGACUCCGUCGACAGCCCCUUCUCCGACCUUCAGGUCUGGUCCGUGGCCGUCGAUCCCGGCAACCCCGACACCAUCUUCGCCGGCACCCGCCCCGAGGGCUUCCGCUCCCGCGACGGCGGCAAGUCCUGGGACAAGCUCGAUAUGGGCGUCAACAUGGACUGCCCCAUCGGCACGCCGCGCACCACCAACAUCAUCGUCGACCCCCGCGACAGCCGCACCGUCUGGGCCGGCAUCGAGGUCGACGGCAUGUACAAGAGCCUCGACGGCGGCGACUCCUGGCUCCACCUGCCCGACCUCGGCCCCGACCCCUUCCACGGCGACAUCCACGGCAUGGCCUUGCGCACCGGCGACAACCCCGCCUUCUACUGCACCAGCCCCUUCGGCAUCGCCACCAGCAACGACGAGGGCGAGAGCUGGGACUACCACUACUUCCCCAAGUUCAGUGAGGCCGACGCCCGCUCCUACUGCCGCGGCAUGGUCAUCAAGGCCGACGACCCCAGCACCAUGUUCGUCGGCAACGGCGACUUCAUUCCCGGCGUAACCGGCGCGGUCCAGGUGACCCGCGACGGCGGCCAGAGCUGGGAGAAGGCCGACCUCCCCGUAGAGCCCAACUCCGUCGUCUACUGGCUCGCCAACAACCCAGAGAUGCCCAACGUCAUCGCCGCAGCCAGCCUCUUCGGCUACGUCUACGUCAGCGAAGACGGCGGCAACUCCUGGAGCAAGCUCCAGAAGGAAUUCGGCGAAAUCCGAGCCCUGGCCGUAACCCCCAACUAA